Molecule: messenger RNA, 1842 nt
Organism: Porites lobata
Lineage: Eukaryota; Metazoa; Cnidaria; Anthozoa; Scleractinia; Poritidae
Source: the annotation of a GenBank genome assembly
AUGGUUUCAUUGUAUUUUGAAAUUCGUUUCAUAGAUUCAUUUAAGUUUCUUCAAACAUCACUUGCUAAUCUUGUUUCAAAUUUACAGCCAGAUGAUUUUCAUAAUACCAAACGAGAAUUUAAGAAAAAUGUAGAUUUAGUUACUCGUAAGGGAGUUUAUCCUUAUGAUUAUGUUUCAUCACUUGAAAAACUAUCCGAAACACAAUUACCACCAAAAGAAGAAUUUUAUUCGAAACUAAACGACGAAGACAUAACCGAAGAUGAUUACCAACACGCAAUAAACGUGUGGAAUACUUUUAAAUGUAGAUCAUUAAGAGAUUAUCUCGAUCUUUACCCAAAGUCUGAUGUCCUACUUUUGUCAGAUGUAUUUGAAAACUUUAGAAAAACUUGUCUAAAACAUUACAAGUUAGAUCCAGCACAUUAUUACACAUCUCCAGGUUUAGCUUGCGAUGCUUGUCUGAAAGAAACAGGGAAGGAAUUACAGUUACUACAUGAUUAUGAUAUGUUAAUGAUGAUUGAAAAAGGUAUUCGUGGUGGAAUAACACAUAUAUCAAAAAGAUACGCAGAAGCGAAUAACAAAUACAUGAAAACUUAUAAUCCUUAUGAGGAGUCCUCCUUUAUUCAAUAUCUUGAUGCAAACAAUCUUUAUGGUUGGGCAAUGUCUCAAUCACUUCCAACACAUGGAUUUAAAUGGAUGAGAAACCUAACAAAAGAGUCACUAAUGGAAAUCCUAGAAAAAGUAAAUCAUAGUAUGUCGAAUCGUGGAAGAAAAGGAUAUAUAUUUGAAGUUGAUUUGGAAUAUCCUUCAUCCUUAUGGGAAAAACAUAAUGACUAUCCUUUAGCUCCUGAAAAGUUAAUUGUUAAUGGCGUUGAAAAACUAAUUUGUCAUUUUAAACCAAGAAAAAACUAUGUUGUUCAUUAUCGAAAUCUUAGACAAUAUCUUGAAAUGGGAAUGAGAAUAACUGCGGUUCAUAGAGGAAUAUCUCUUUACCAAAGACCUUGGAUGGAACCAUAUAUACGCAAAAACACUGAACUUCGAAAAACAGCAGCUAACAGUUUUGAGAAAGACUUUUUUAAACUUAUGAAUAACUCAGUGUUUGGAAAAACAAUAGAAAAUAUAAGGAAAAGACAAAAUAUAGAACUCGUUGAUAAUCGUAAGAAAGCUGCUAAACUAACAAGUCGUCCAAACUUUGAUAGGGCUACGAUAUUUGAUAAAAAUCUUAUAGCAGGUCAUAUGAAAAAAACCGAAAUUUAUUUUGACAAACCAGUAUAUGUUGGUCAAGCAAUUCUUGAUUUAUCAAAAACAUUAAUGUUUGAUUUUCAUUAUAAUUACAUCAGAAAGAAAUACAAAAAUAAAGCCGAAUUAUUGUUUACAGAUACAGACUCAUUAAUGUACCAUAUUCACACAGAUGAUUUUUACAAAGAUAUAUCACGUGACAUAAAAAAAAAGUUUGACACGUCUGAUUACCCACCCAAUCAUGAAUCUGGAAUACUGACAGGAGUUAACAAAAAAGUAAUUGGGAUGUUUAAAGAUGAAGUAGCAGGAAAACAAAUAACUUGUUUUGCUGGAUUACGACCAAAACUUUACAGUUUUAGAAUAGAAGAGGAUAAAGAGGUGAGAAAAUGUAAAGGAAUAAAGAAAAAUGUUGUGAAAAAGAAAUUAGAUUUUGAUGACUAUGUUCAAUGUUUAUUUUCAGGUAAAAAACAAAUGAGGAAAAUGAAUAUAAUAAGAAGUGAAAAUCAUGAUAUAUAUUCAAAAGAAGUUAACAAAGUAGCUCUAAGUAAUGAAGAUGAUAAACGUGAAGUUCUUUUGGGUAAGGUAAAAACGAUAGCUUUAAGAUAA